Salarias fasciatus (jewelled blenny) is the source of this 907-nucleotide messenger RNA. RefSeq names its product ribosyldihydronicotinamide dehydrogenase [quinone]-like. The record is from RefSeq and is a predicted model, not a curated record. The transcript has 6 exons. Gene Ontology annotation, molecular function: NAD(P)H dehydrogenase (quinone) activity. NCBI's taxonomy places the organism in Eukaryota, Metazoa, Chordata, Actinopteri, Blenniiformes, Blenniidae. Gene Ontology annotation, cellular component: cytosol. The coding region runs from base 83 to 907 and encodes 274 amino acids.
GCUGUGCUUUUCCCGGCAUGAGCGGCUCCUUCCUUCCAGCUGAUUGUGCAGCUCAUCAGACCCGGCUGACAGCUCCUUCAGGAUGGCAUCAAAGACAGUGCUGAUCGUUUACGCCCAUCAGAGCUUGAGCUCAUUCAACGCUGCAGCCAAAGACGCAGCGGUGGAGGUUCUGACGGCUCAGGGCUGCAUGGUGGCGGUAUCUGACCUGUAUGCCAUGAAGUUCCAGGCUGCCGCCACCGCUGAAGACCUCAUCGGAGGAAUACAGCAUCCUGAGCACUUCUGCUAUGCGGAGGAGGCCAAACUGGCAUGGGAAGAGGGCAACCUGUCUAUAGACAUCGCUGAGGAGCAGCGUAAACUCAAUGAGGCAGACCUGGUUAUCUUCCAGUUCCCCAUGUACUGGUUCAGUGUCCCUGCCAUCAUGAAGGGCUGGAUUGACCGGGUUCUCACUCUGGGUUUCGCUUUCACACAAGAGAAGCGCUACAGCGAGGGACUCUUCAAGGACAAGAAGGCCAUGCUCUCCUUCACAACGGGGUCUCAGGAGUCCAUGUUUAGUGAAAAUGGCAUUAAUGGAGACAUGAAUGUCACCCUGUGGCCGCUGCAGAAUGGCAUCCUGCACUACUGCGGCUUCCAGGUUCUCGCCCCUCAGAUCUUCUGGGCGCCGUCCAGCGUUCCCCGUGACGAGUGCAGCGGCAUGUUGGAGAGGUGGCGCUACAGACUGUGGGGUCUCCUGGGGGAGGAGCCGCUCUCCUUCACUCCUCUCGAAUGCUUCGAGAAGGAGGGUUUCCAGCUGAAGCCCGAAGUCCAGGAGCAGCAUGCCGGCCAGGAGUUCGGCCUGACCGUGGGGAUCCACCUGGGCAAGCGUCUGCCGCCCAACAGCCAGAUGAAGAGCAUCAAAGCUGGAGUCUGA